Molecule: messenger RNA, 927 nt
Organism: Diachasma alloeum
Lineage: Eukaryota; Metazoa; Arthropoda; Insecta; Hymenoptera; Braconidae
Exons: 6
Coding region: 1-927 (308 amino acids)
Molecular function (GO): protein binding
Source: RefSeq, a predicted model, not a curated record
AUGCUCGGGAUACUCUGCCUCCUCGUAAUCCCAAAUUCCCUGAUUUUGGGCUGCUGGGGUGAAGUUGCACACGAUAAUUCAUCCCCUAAAAUCAACGUCAUUGCAGCAACUUCAAACGUUACUGGUAACGAUACAAUGGAAACGCAGACGACAAUCUGUAGAAUUUCGUCAGAUCGAAUAAUUGCGGAUGCUGAGGCGACUGUUACCAAGGUUCUUACUGGGGGGUGUAAUGCGAAAGCCAUGGACGAUCGUUUCAAGACCCUUGAGGCCCUCUUCACCCAUCGACUAACCGAACUGAAGCACCUGAUUCUCAGAAUAAUAGAGAAAGAUGUCAAUAUCGAUGAGAAUUCAAUCAAGGAAACUGUAGUUAAUCAUAUGAAUUCCCUCGAAACGGUCUCACCGAGACAACGUGAAGUAGAAGACCUCAACAAUACGAUCCACAUACUUUCAACUACUGAAGGCAUUGAGAGAGUGUUUACUCACUAUUGGAAAGUGACGGAUAUGAAAGAGAAGCUACUGAAAUGGAAAACAGGGCGUUCGUUGCGUAGUCCCACGUUUUACAUCGACAAAAGUGGAUACGCUAUGUACAUGAAAUUCACCCCCAAGUAUUUUCCGGAUGGAACUGUUUUCAUAAGCGUCGGGAUAACUCGGGGUAACUUGGAUCAUCACCUCGUCUGGCCAUUUCCGCUGAAAUUGCAGAUAGAAAUAUUGGACCACUCGGCCGAUUAUACGAGGGAAGACCGCAGAUCUCGGCUGUGGGACCCAGCCACCGUCUGCUCCACUUAUUUCUGGGGUCGACCGAGCUCAACAGGUGAUCCCGACAAUCCUGAGUGCGUUGGGCUGAGCACAGCCCGCAAGUUAUUCACCGCGAACAACAAGUACAUGUGGAAUGACAACGUAAUCAUCAAAUUGACCGUUCAUUUGUGA